AUGGCGACCGCGUGCGCCCGCUGCCUCCGUACAGCCGCAUCUCCAUGGCGACCGCGUGCGCCAGCCGCCUCCUUGUUCCGCUGCGCCCUCCGCGCCCCCGGAGGGCGGGUGACUCCACACCAAGGAUGCGCGGUGGUCCCCAGAGGAGUGCUUCCUCCCGGCCGACUGAUGGAGGGGAGCGGUUCCCUCUCCGUUCCCUGCGGGGCUGGUGACCCGGAGAGUCCCGCUGGCCAGGCUGGGAGCAAGCCUGCUUCCGCCUCCAGAGACGUUCACCAGGGGGUCAUCUUCUCCUCCUCAGCGAUUUUAGACUUGAGUCAAAGUGGCCUUCACCAUUUGGGGGAGAUCUUUAAAGUCCCCAACCUGAGACAAUUGCACCUUCAGCGAAAUGCCCUGAGCACAAUUCCUAAAGACUUCUUCCAGCUGCUGCCCAACCUCUCAUGGCUGGACCUGCGAUUCAACAGGAUCACCGCGCUACCCUCUGGGAUUGGCUGUCACAAGCAUUUGAAAACUUUGCUUUUAGAAAGAAAUCCCAUCAGAAUGUUACCCGUGGAGCUGGGGAGCGUGACCACCCUGAAGGCCCUUAGUCUGCGGCACUGCCCCCUGGAGUUCCCGCCGCUGCUUGUGGUGCAGAGGGGGCUGGUGGCCAUCCUGACCUUCCUGCAGAUCUGCGCAGCCGAGCACGGGGCCCCCCGUGAUGGCUCCCCUCAAGUUAAAAAGAUGACCGUAAGGGACCUGCCACAGCCUCUGUUGGACUUACCCGAAGAACGCGUGCCUAACCAAGAAACCGUUCGUUCUCAGGCGCCAAAGGGAAGCGCAAUAACAGAAAAGGCAGGCUUUUCCCCACCUGUCGGAACACUAGAACCGCACGAGCCCGGGAAGCCCACCGAGCCCCCGGAGGACUGGCCGAGCGAGGACGAGAUCCGGCGGUUCUGGAAGCUGCGGCAGGAGAUCGUGGAGACUGAGCAGGCCGGGGCGCUGGGGAGCCAGCUCCUGCCAGCAGAGCUGCCCCCCAGCCUCAGGGCCGCGCUGAGCUCCAGCAGGAAGCCGCUCCCCCACCCGAGGCCCGUCUGCAGGAUGAAGGUGCCUUCUUUCCAGGGCGUGCUGCCCGAGUUGGACUCCACCCGGCAGGCCCUGGUCCGUGCCAGCCAGCUCGGGGAGAGCAGGGGCCUGGCCCUCCGGGAGCUGCGGGAGAGGCAGGCUCAGGAGCAGAGCAGGAGAGACAAGCGAGCUUUGCAGGAGUGGAGGGAGCGCACCCAGGUGAUGAAGAGAAGGCCAGAGGAGCCCCUGCGGAGGAACCCAGGGGCGGCAAAGAUAGCCUUUGCCACGGACCCAAGAGGGAACGAGAAAAUACCGAAGAAUCCGCCUGGAAGAGUGAAACAGAGCAAAGAGAAGCUGCUUGGCCUCCAAGGGCAGAUUCUGGAGGAGACACUGAAGCCCCAGGCCCAGCAGCUGCAGGCGCGGAGGAGCAGGUUCCGGGGGCUGGCCCCCCUCGAGGACGUCGGGAGGGCCGCCCGGGACGUGCAGAUGGCCCGGAGGCUGCACGAUGAAGUACUGAAGCUGAAACUGAGGUCGGCCUUGAACAGAAACCACCAGUGUGCUGCCCUGCCCGGGAGCCUGUCGCUCAGGCCGGCUGUGUCCCGGCCUCAGAAUAUAUUUUUUAACCCAAAGUACUAA
Molecule: messenger RNA, 1674 nt
Organism: Budorcas taxicolor (takin)
Lineage: Eukaryota; Metazoa; Chordata; Mammalia; Artiodactyla; Bovidae
Gene: LRRC27
Product: leucine rich repeat containing 27
Molecular function (GO): protein binding
Source: RefSeq, a predicted model, not a curated record